AUGCUGGCUCCAUCAAAGCUUGCACAUGUUCCACCAGGCCUUCUAAUUCCUUUUCAGUCUUGCCACUCAACGCAUCCCGCAGUAUCGAAAAAGCACGUGAAAUUCUUUAUGCGAGGCAUUUUCACCGCCAGGAUGCGCCUCCUCAUGCUCGCCGGCCUGGCAGUGUGCUGCCUCUCCGCACAGCCCACGUUCCGCGUCCGCUUUGACGUCGAGACGGCCGCGACGGACGGGCCGGGCUCCUUCGAGGUGGAGGUGCAUCCAGAGUGGUCGCCGCUGGGCGCCGAGCGCUUCGCCGCUCUGGUCCAGACUGGCUUCUACGAUGACACUCGAUUCUUCCGCGUGAUUCCGUCAUUCAUGGUGCAGUUCGGUCUCUCUGGCGACCCCGCUCUAAACGCAAAGUGGCGUGCCAAUCAGAUCAAGGACGAUCCGGUCGUCGAGAGCAACAAGCCCGGCUACAUGACCUUUGCCAAGACGGGAGCGCCAAAUUCGCGCACGACGCAGCUCUUCAUCAACUAUGUCGACAACGCGCGCCUCGACGGGAUGGGCUUCGCCCCUUUCGCAAAGGUCCUUGGCGACGGGAUGGCCGUCGUCAAGAAGAUCUACAACUGCGGCGAGAAGCCCAACCAGGGGCAGAUCCAGAACGAGGGCAACGCCUACUUGGACAAGAACUUUCCGGAGCUGUCCAAGAUCGUCAAAGCGACCAUCGUUACAGCCAAGGAGGAGAUCUAGAGGAGGUCCGACAGACGGAGGGUGCGUCCAAGGACGCUCCGCACUACCUUACCAGCCUCGCUGGCCGCCGGGGUUGUGGGGCGCGAGGGCGCGAGCGAGGGCGAGGUGGGAAGGACGCGCGAGCUGAGAUGAACUCUCUUUCGUGUGAUCCUUCACCAUUAUU
Messenger RNA from Emiliania huxleyi CCMP1516, 892 nucleotides. RefSeq lists its product as hypothetical. Gene Ontology annotation, biological process: protein peptidyl-prolyl isomerization. Gene Ontology annotation, molecular function: peptidyl-prolyl cis-trans isomerase activity. The coding region runs from base 1 to 729 and encodes 242 amino acids. The transcript is spliced from 5 exons. NCBI's taxonomy places the organism in Eukaryota, Haptophyta, Isochrysidales, Noelaerhabdaceae. The record is from RefSeq and is a predicted model, not a curated record.